AUGGCGCGUAUCGUGUCUGGGGCUGUCCAACUCAAAGCAGGGCGUGUUAACUCUCUGACUUCAGCAAUGCCCUCUUCUUUACGAAACCUCCUCGGCGCCGUGGUCUUGCUAGUAGCAGCCGCGACAGUAACGCUUCCAGCGCAUGCCGCCUUUUCCACGGAGGAUCUGUCACACUAUACGUUCGACAUGUACCUGAAGGAUUUCAACAAGCGGUAUGAUGACCCCAACGAAUAUCGCAAACGGAGCGAGGUCUUUCAGAGUAGUCUCAGCAAGAUUGCUGCUUUCAACAAGAUCCCAGGUCGCUCAUAUCAGUUGGGUGUCAAUAAAUUCAGCGAUCUCACCAAUGAAGAGUUCAAGACGCGCUUCACUGGCCGAGUCACCACUCCGCGCCUCCACGGUUCUCUGCGCAGGAAAAUUUACAACCAUAAAGGAGCCGCUGUGCCAGAUGCGAUGACGUGGCAGGAUGCAAACCCCCCUGUUCUUACGCCUGUCAAGGACCAGGGUGGCUGUGGGUCGUGCUGGGCACAUGCAGCGACCGAAUCCGUGGAGAGCAUGUACGCUAUCGGCAGCAGCAAGUUGCUGACGCUAAGCACACAACAGAUCACGUCAUGUACAAACAAUUCUGACCACUGCGGCGGUGAGGGGGGCUGUUCUGGCGGUACGGCACAACUGGCGUGGGAGUACAUUCGUAACGCCAGUGGCAUCGCCCUAGAGGAGGACUACCCGUACGUCAGCGGAACCACCACGAAGACGGAAGAGUGUAUUAUGAACGCCUCAACACCAUCUGAGGUGAAGGUGUACGGCUACGUCUCCCUUCCACACAACGACUACAAUGCUGUGGUGGAGGCACUUGUUACGAAAGGACCACUUGCCGUGAGUGUUGACGCCAGUGAGUGGCAGUUUUACACCAGUGGUAUAUUUGAUAUAUGUGGCAAGAAUAACCAGAACAUCACCAUUAAUCAUGCGGUGCAGCUUGUCGGAUAUGGCACAAACGAAACGACAAAGCAAGACUUUUGGAUUGUGCGCAACUCCUGGGAUGAACGCUGGGGCGAGAACGGGUAUAUUCGUCUGCUUCGGAAGAAGACUGAUGACGUAUGUGUUCUGGACAACGGCUGGAACACCGAAGGUGGUGGAUGUGAAAACGACUCAGAGGUGAACAUUACGGCUUGCGGUAUGUGCGGCAUCCUGUACGACGUUUCUUACCCGCAAGUCUUUCAGGAGCCGGAGAAGGGCAAGCUUGUCUGGAUCGCGGGUGCCGCCUUUGGGGCUUUGGGUGUUCUCAUGAUCGGCUUGGUGGUUUACUCCAAGUGCUUUCGUGCCAAGAAGUCGACUGAUGUGAGCCUCCUUGAUGAGUCGGAGUCUCUCAACUGA
Molecule: messenger RNA, 1371 nt
Organism: Trypanosoma grayi
Lineage: Eukaryota; Euglenozoa; Kinetoplastea; Trypanosomatida; Trypanosomatidae
Product: cysteine protease
Exons: 1
Coding region: 1-1371 (456 amino acids)
Cellular component (GO): lysosome
Molecular function (GO): cysteine-type endopeptidase activity
Source: RefSeq, a predicted model, not a curated record